AUGCCCUAUCCCCAGACCACUCGCUCCAAUCAAUUUCUCUCAGAUGUAAUCGCGUAUGUUGAUAUUCCCCACGAGGUGAUCAGACAGUCUGUCAUUGACCGUCUUAAUCGUCUUGGCGCAAAUAUUUCUGUUCUUGGACCAAAAGUGACGCAUAUAAUAUUUAAGCAUGGUUCAAACGAAACCAAACUUUGGGCACAGCGCCACCGUGUUUAUUUAGUCGACCCUGCUUGGAUAAAGGCCUGCUUUGACCAAAUGAAGCGUGUUUUAGAAUCCUUAUUUGCUGUCAAAGAGAAGGAAGACACUGAUCAAAUUAAUUACUUCUCUGUCUUUAAUCAGAAUACGAACUUAUGUUCAAGAUCGCUUCUCACCGCAUUUUCAUGUCCUAUUGCUCAUUCAGAGAACUCUCCCAAAUUGAUUCCGCUUUACAAUCUAGAUAAUCGUAUAUUACAUAACAGCCUGGCAUUCAAUCUUACUCCUCCUUAUGGCAUAGAGGCAUUUAAAAGGCUUAUUGAACAGCGCGAUUCCCCAAUUCAAAUCGACAAUAUUUCUUUGCUUCAUUCGGAUAAAGCUAAUCAAAGUUCACAUGUUAAAUAUGUAGCAAAACCAAAAAUAUCUCAUGUUGCCGAGUAUGCACACAUUGGGACUCCUAAGAAUCGUGGAUUUCGAAAGCACUCCUCAAAAGGAUUAUUCUCCUCAAAAAGCAAAUCCGCUAUCCCUAAAAAGAAUAAAACGCUUCAAAAUUCGUGCUCUGUUAAAUCGAUAAAUAAUUCAAAGAAAAACAUCUGCGGAUGCAUGUCAAAUGCUGAUUGCUGCGUCUCUUUGGAAGAGCCUCCAACCUUCAGUUCAAAUCGAUCUAUCUAUUCAACACGCUCGAAAACUACUCAAGCUAGAAUCGAGGGUUCUGUAAAAGCUAGGGGCUGUCUUUUAGUAGCUGAAAAGGACAGCCAUACUAAUAAUGACAGUCUAUGUACAAGUUCUUGGUCUGGAGUCGCACAAAAAAAAGCGUUGGCUCAUAGUCGCAAUAAGUUUUCUCAGAAGAACAUUGCUUUACUUUCGAGUUCCCUUUCUGCAAGCCUGGCUCUUGAUUCAUCUAAAGGUGUCGAAUCAUCUAGUGGAUCAACCCAAAAUAAUAUUGAGUACUGUUCGAACUUCUUAGGCUCUACAUCUUCUGGGUCAGAGUUUCAGUUGAUUUCUUGA
This is a messenger RNA of Protopolystoma xenopodis, 1197 nucleotides long. The record is from the annotation of a GenBank genome assembly. NCBI's taxonomy places the organism in Eukaryota, Metazoa, Platyhelminthes, Monogenea, Polystomatidea, Polystomatidae.